Molecule: messenger RNA, 2381 nt
Organism: Astyanax mexicanus (Mexican tetra)
Lineage: Eukaryota; Metazoa; Chordata; Actinopteri; Characiformes; Acestrorhamphidae
Product: deoxynucleoside triphosphate triphosphohydrolase SAMHD1-like
Exons: 19
Coding region: 100-2277 (725 amino acids)
Biological process (GO): dGTP catabolic process
Cellular component (GO): nucleus
Molecular function (GO): dGTPase activity
Source: RefSeq, a predicted model, not a curated record
GCAGUUGGUCAGAAGAUAGAAGAGCACCAACCAACAAUCGGAGGUGACCAAUCGGACCAAUCGGAACCAACAAUCAAGAACAUUUACAGCAUUAAGACAAUGGCAGACCAACCUACAUCAACUCAAGUCUACAAGGUCUUUAAUGACUCUGUUCAUGGCCACAUUGAGAUGCACCCUCUGCUGGUGAAGAUAAUAGACACUCCUGAGUUUCAGCGCUUGAGGAACGUCAAACAAUUUGGAGGAGGCUAUUAUGUCUAUCCUGGAGCGUCUCACAAUCGCUUUGAGCAUUCCUUAGGUGUGGCUCAUCUUGCUGGAAAGCUUGUACAGAACCUGAAAGAUAGCCAACCAGAUUUGGGUAUAGAUGAAGAGGACGAACUCUGUGUGCAGAUUGCUGGACUGUGUCAUGACUUGGGUCAUGGCCCAUUCUCACAUGCAUUUGAUGACUUCAUGGACCAGGUUCAGGAGGAUGAUAAGUGGAAGCAUGAAGAUCAAUCAGUCAAAAUGUUUGACCACCUCAUCAUUAAGGGCCACAUCAAGGGCAUCAUGGAAAAAAAGUAUAAUUUAAAAAAUGAGGACUUCGAAUUCAUCAAGGAGCUUAUUAAUCCAGACAAAGACAACAAAACUGAGUGGCAAUUUAAAGGAAGGACACAGGAAAAGUCAUUUUUGUACGAGAUUGUGGCCAACAAGCUCACUGGCAUUGAUGUUGACAAAAUGGACUACUUCAGUCGAGAUUGUCACCAUCUUGGUAUGACAUCUAACUUCUCCCAUGAACGCUACAUGAUGUUUGCCCGAGUAUGUACAGACGAAAAUGGUGAAAAGCACAUCUGCAUGAGAGACAAGGAAGCAGUAAACAUGUAUGAAUUGUUCCAUGUCCGCAACCUCAUUCGUCAAAGAGCUUGUCAUCACAGGGUAGCAAAGGCAGUGGAACUCAUGAUAACAGAUGCCCUCAUUGAGGCUAACAGUCACUUCAAACUGGGUGAAGAAAACCUGACCAUCUGUGAAGCAGUGAACGAUCUUAACACGUUCACACAUCUAACAGAUGACAUUCUUCAGGAAAUCGAACGCUCAACGGACGACAACCUCAAACAAUCACAGGAGAUCAUAAAAAGGAUAAGAGAUCGUGAUCUUUACCGUUAUGUUGAUGGGGAGCUAUUUAAGCGAAAUGAAGUGAGAAGCUUGAAAACUACUAAAGAAAAGAAGGACCUGCUGGAGAAAUGGAUAAAAAAAAUAACAAAUCAGCAGACCAAUCUCUCACCUGAAGAGCAACAACUGAAGGAUUUCCUAGACAAAAAAACCAAUCAGCAUCCCAAACUCUCGGCAGAAGAUUUCAGAAUUGUGGUCAUUGACCUAACCUAUGGUAUGGAAGAAAGCAACCCAAUUGACUCCCUGCUGUUCUACAAGAAAAAUCAACCAGAUAAGUCAUACAAGCUGAGCAAAGCAAAGGUGUCACAUAUGCUUCCUGGAACAUUUGCAGAAACUAGAGUCAUGCUUUUCUACAAGGGACUUCCCAAGAAGCAUGUGAAAACACUCUGGGAAAAACUGAAGCAAGUCUCUGGCGAACCCACUGGUGCUGUCUCUGGCGAACCCACUGGUGAUGUCUCUGGCGAACCCACUGGUGAUGUCUCUGGCGAACCCACUGGUGAUGUCUCUGGCGAACCCACUGGUGAUGUCUCUGGCGAACCCACUGGUGAUGUCUCUGGCGAACCCACUGGUGAUGUCUCUGGCGAACCCACUGGUGAUGUCUCUGGCGAACCCACUGGUGAUGUCUCUGGCGAACCCACUGGUGAUGUCUCUGGCGAACCCACUGGUGAUGUCUCUGGCGAACCCACUGGUGAUGUCUCUGGCGAACCCACUGGUGAUGUCUCUGGCGAACCCACUGGUGAUGUCUCUGGCGAACCCACUGGUGAUACCCCUGUUGAUCCCACUGAUAAAGGAAUCUAUAUUCAUCUCGAAGGUGAAAUCACAACCUCCUUAACAUCACAGCAAAUCAUCAACAUGUGUGAGGAUGACAACUACCAGUUCUUUGAUGACAAAACAUUCGAGUAUACGGAUCUGCAGCACUGGACGAAUGCUGAAAUGUGGGAGAGAAAGCUAGAUGCCUGGCUGAAAGAAGUUAAGAAUGAGCUUGAUGGAAAAAAGCCUGAUUUGGAGCUGAAGGACUUUUUAAUGGUCUCCUACUGCUUUAACACCACAUUAAUUAAGUUCAUGCUGUUCUACAAGGGACUGUCCAAGAUUGAUGUAAAAGAAUUUUGGGACUUAGUGAAAGCAAAACACUAAGGAGCUGUUCAAAUGAUGAAUAAACUCCAAUGGCCAUACUGAGAACAGAGAAAAAAAGCCAUACUAUAAAUAGAGUUCUUUCAGGUGGAGGCCACUGUGGGUAA